Carcharodon carcharias (great white shark) is the source of this 2579-nucleotide messenger RNA. RefSeq names its product nuclear factor erythroid 2-related factor 2-like. Gene Ontology annotation, cellular component: nucleus. Bases 586 to 2061 code for a protein of 491 amino acids. Lineage: Eukaryota; Metazoa; Chordata; Chondrichthyes; Lamniformes; Lamnidae. Gene Ontology annotation, biological process: regulation of transcription by RNA polymerase II; cellular response to oxidative stress. Gene Ontology annotation, molecular function: RNA polymerase II cis-regulatory region sequence-specific DNA binding; DNA-binding transcription factor activity, RNA polymerase II-specific. The record is from RefSeq and is a predicted model, not a curated record. The transcript has 5 exons.
AGUGGCGACUGGGGACAGCAGUGAUGGAGAUUGAACGGCCACUGGCACAGCAGCAGCAGGUAUUGCCAGCAGCAACUUCCCUCUCACCUGCAGCUUCAGGGUAAAGAUUAGGAAAGCAUUUUGGAGUAAUUCGACCGGAGACAGUGGGGCAGAAAACACUUGGCAAAGAGAGACAAAGUAGUAAACUUUCAGACAGUUUAGUCCGAUCGCGUGAUACGAAAGGUCUUCAAUGUAGGCGAAAAUGUACAGGUUCUUAUAGUUAAGAACAUUGAUUUAAUUGACAUCCUGUGGAGGCAGGACAUAGACCUUGGUGUUGUCCGUGAAGAUUUUGAUUAUAACUACAGACAAAAGGAGUAUGAGCUAGAGAAGCAGAAGAAACUUGAGAAGGAAAAGCAGGAGCAGUUGCAGAAAGAACAAGAGAAAGCUCUACUGGCGCAGCUGCAGCUGGAUGAAGAGACAGGCGAAUUUGUUGCCAUUCGGCCGGCAAAGCACAGUGAACCUGAAAUCCCAGGAGGAAUUGCAGAACCUGUACAGACUGCAAAGACAACAGAGAGAGAUGAUGGAGCUUUGUCGUUUGAUGAAUGCAUGCAGCUUCUCGCAGAGUCAUUUCCAUUUGUAGAGGACAUAGAGUCUCGUACAGUCGCAUUUGAACCUCCAGCUCCAGCUCAGACCAGUCCACAACCAAUGUCUCCUGAUCAGACACAGCAAGGAACUACUUCGAUCCUUCCGUCCUCAGCAUCUGAAUCAAACUCUUUGGAGGACCUGGAGCAAACCUGGCAAGAGCUGCUCUCGAUCCCAGAACUUCAGUGUUUGUACAUGCAGAAUGAGAAUGUUACUAAUAUUGGAUCUACAGGAUAUACUUCCAAGAGUAGAACUUCUGAAGUGCAAAGUGACAGCUACAGCCUCAGUACAACUCUACCAGCUGACCAUAUGUCAGGCAGUAGCACCAGUUUUCUGUCUCUUUUUGAUGGUCCCUACGAAGAGGUAAUGCCACCUGAAAGCCACACACUCUUCCAGUCCAAAACAAAUGCCUCUGAUAGCAUGAACCUUUCAUUCAGUAAUAAUCAUUUCAGUGACCUGCUUUUCUCUACACCUCUGAAUACCCAGAGAAGUAGCAAUAUUUCCCAAGGUAACAAUAUGAAUGAAUCACUUACGAGCAUUCUAGAUGAUCCUCUUCUUGAACAAAUCAACAUCUCUCAGUUGGAGGUGAAUAAAGAUUUUGAUUGUAAACAGCCACAAAAUUUGCCUGAGAUUCUUGAUUCGGACUCUGGCUUGUCAAUGGGCUCAAGCCCUGGUGGAGCCUCUCCAGGUAAUUCAAUGCAAUCAUCCCUUUGUGGAGAUGCUUCUCAUGGUUACAGUGAUUCUGACAUGGAUGACAUGGAAAGCAGUUCUGGGAGUGUUCAGCAUGAAUUUACUGAGCUGUACCCAAUGCAGUUUCAAAAUGACAGUAACUAUCAGGCACCCUCUCUUCAUGAUCUUACACAGUCAAAUGAUAGCCUGAAUCUUUACAACAAAGGACCAAAGGAUGAUCUGCCCGUGGGUCCUGGUCACAAUAAAGCCCCAUUCACCAAAGACAAGUAUUCGAAACGAAUGGAAGCUCGGCUCACAAGGGAUGAGCAGCGGGCUAAAGCACUAAAUGUCCCUUUCUCUGUCAAAAAGAUUGUUAACCUUCCUGUUGAUGAUUUCAAUGAAAUGGUGUCCAAGUAUCAGCUUGGUGAGGCCCAGCUUGCUCUCAUCCGUGACAUCCGUCGCCGUGGCAAAAACAAAGUGGCAGCUCAGAAUUGCCGCAAACGCAAACUAGAAAACAUAGUGGGUCUCGAACAUGAUCUGGAUCAACUUAAAGAUGAGAAGGAGGAGCUUCUGCAAGAAAAGGGGGAGCAUGCAAAAAAUCUCCACCAGAUCAAACAGCAGCUGAACAAUCUGUAUCAUGAGGUUUUCAGUAUGCUACGAGAUGAAGAUGGAAAUUCGUAUUCUCCCAGUGAAUACUCACUGCAGCAGACCAGCGAUGGCAGUGUAUUCCUUGUUCCAAGGAGCAAGAAACUUGAAGUAAAGAGAGAGUGAAAUUCCAAAGGCUUUGUUUUAUUGGACCCUUUUUUAAAAAAACCCCGAAACUUGUGAAAUGCAAGUUUAAGACUUUCCUUUUUCAUAUGUUAUUGAGUCUCCUAUGCAAAAGAAAACUAACUAAAGCUAUUUUUAAUGGCUACUGGUGGCUUAGAGAUGAAACAGAAGUUAUGGCUGUAAAUUGACUCUAUAUGAUAUUCCUUUUCUCCAGUAUUGUUAUUUUGAUUAUUUCUCUACUGCUUAUCACAUCUUUUUUCUAUUAGUGUUCCUGUAUAGUUUUGUAAAUACUGCACAUUUUAUUUAUAUAUGCAGAUAUCUCAUUUGCUAUUAAAUUGAAGAUCUUUCAUAGAAUUAAAGAUUGUAUUUUAGUAAGCUAAUGUUUCUUCUGUUGCAAGCACAGUACUUGUUUUUUAACUUUAUUACAUUUCAAAGAUAAAAUGGAAGAAUUGAAAAUAUAUUAUGAUUUUGUUCAUUUCCUUUGCUUUAUAUAGAAAAAAAAUAAAAUGUAACUGCCUUUA